UGUGUGUGUGAGGCUCUGUGUGUGUGUGUGUGUGAGGCUGGUGGCUGUGUGUGCGGCCUGUCGCUGGUGAUCAGAGGGAGACCUGGUGAUGACCUCGCUGGCCCUGCACAGAUCCUGGCUGUUUGGGUGUCUGUGGGGGCGGCUGUCCCCCUGGGCCAGGCUGGCCCUGAGCCGUGCCUACCGACGGCCAGGUUCACCCCCCGAGAACGUGCCCCCCUGGAAGAGGUUUAGCUUCAGCCUGCAGCGGGGGGUGGAGGGGGUGAGGAAGCAGCUGGGGCUGCUGAAGGAGGAGGUGAUGGAGCCGUUGCAGGGGCCGGGGGGCCGGGCUCUAAGGGAACUGCUGCUGGAGCAGACCCGCGUGGUCUGGCAGUUCCGGGGCGAGGACAGCCUCCGCCAGUGGAUGGUGUCCUGUGACCAGGAGAUUGGCGGCCGCAGCCGGGUGGACCUGACGCUGGGCAGCAACGGCAAGACGGCGCUGCUAUCCGGAGAGCUGUGUGUGGAGGUGCCGCGUGACGGCGAGACUCGCUACAGCGGCUACUGCACAUUGCGCUCCCGGGAGCUGCAGGCUGCAUUCGAGCGUAACAAGCACCACGACUGGAGCAGCUUUAACACCCUGCACCUGUGUGUGCGCGGCGACGGGCGGCCAUGGAUGGUCAACAUCAGCUCCGCCAUGUUCUUCUCCCAUCACAAGGACGACCUUUACAACUACUUCCUGUUCACCCGCGGCGGCCCGUACUGGCAGCACGUCAAGAUCCCGUUCUCCAAAUUCUUCCUGUCCAGUCGUGGCCGAGUGCAGGACAGCCAGCAGCCCCUGUGGCUGGAUAAGAUCAGCACCAUCGGCUUCACACUGGGUGACAAAGUGGACGGCCCUUUCCAGCUGGAGAUCGACUUCAUUGGAGUGUGUAACGACCGGGCGCACACAGAGACAUUUGCUUACGAGAGCUACAAACGCAACCCAGAGGUCUGAGCUCCACCAGAGAGGGGCACACAAUUCCUUUUUGAUAAGCCGGAUGCCUGACACACACAGAAACCAUCACAGUGAUCAGCUGGAUGCCUGACAGACACAGAUAUCCAUCACCAGGAUCAGCCAGGUAUCUGACACACAUGGAAACCCAUUACCCUGCUUCACAAUACCCAAACCAGACUGGGAAUUCCAACUAUCCCACCUUCACGUGGAAAUGCUAGAGAUCGAUUGUUGGAAUGUGCACUCUCUCUCUGGAGGGACAGAUUCUGCUUAUCUAAUUCCAGAAAGAUUUAGGUGCAGGUUGGCAAGAGGCGAGGCUUGGGAAUCCCAGAGUGUGUGUUGGGGUAACUGUUGGGGUCUAACUAGCUAAAAUCACAAAGCUUGCCAUUAAAAGCACUGUAAGGUAAGCUUCCCUGCUGCUUGUUCGGCUAGGACCACCUUAUCUGUUAGGGCUUUGGCUUGGCAGGGAUAACAGGAGUUGAGUGGGCUGACUCUGCCCCCAGUGACUGCUCUGCCAAUGAGCCAGGUUGGCUGGACUCAUCAACAGUGCCUAGAAUACUGCAGACGAAUCUGGCUCAGGAACUGGACCAGAGACCAUCACAGAGGGUUGAUUUGAUUCUGACAUUCUUUUGUUAAACAUUUCACCUUGCAGCCUGUUACCUCCCCAGGCUUAGGUCUCGCACAGUGCCACAUUGUCAUCCUGUGGCCCCCUGCAGUGCCCCCGCGUACGUGAGUGAAGCCUUCACUCAUCUGGUUGGUGCCUCACAGGUGCAAGGACAAGAAAUAAAGUUUAUUUUGUUGCUUCACUGAC
Molecule: messenger RNA, 1775 nt
Organism: Callorhinchus milii (elephant shark)
Lineage: Eukaryota; Metazoa; Chordata; Chondrichthyes; Chimaeriformes; Callorhinchidae
Gene: ndufaf1
Product: NADH:ubiquinone oxidoreductase complex assembly factor 1
Exons: 4
Coding region: 89-967 (292 amino acids)
Biological process (GO): mitochondrial electron transport, NADH to ubiquinone; mitochondrial respiratory chain complex I assembly
Cellular component (GO): mitochondrion
Source: RefSeq, a predicted model, not a curated record